AUGGGCGCCCUUGUCUCUCGUGCUUCCCGUCCCGCAAGAUACACCCUCGUCUUCCACGCCGAGCCGCAGUUUGUGGACACGGUCAAGCAGGCCGUCUUCGCUGCUGGCGCCGGCCGCUAUCCCAACUACAGCGAAUGCUGCUGGACUGCCACCGGCACCGGCCAAUUCCGGCCCGUCGGCGCCGCCAACCCUCACACCGGCGCGGUUGGCGUCCUGGAAAAGAUUGAAGAGCUCCGAGUCGAGAUGUUGUGUGAUAGCGAGGAGACGGCCAGGAAAGCUGUCGAGGCUCUCAAAAGGCAAGUUCCACUGGUUUACAAUAGCCAGUGGGAGGCACUAACAAUAACCGCUAUCAUGGUCAUUUGCCAGUGGGCAUCAGCUAACAGCAACCCUAACAGAGCACACCCCUACGAGGAGCCAUCGUAUGCCGUCUACAAGUUGGAGGACUUCUGA
Molecule: messenger RNA, 450 nt
Organism: Neurospora crassa OR74A
Lineage: Eukaryota; Fungi; Ascomycota; Sordariomycetes; Sordariales; Sordariaceae
Exons: 1
Coding region: 1-450 (149 amino acids)
Source: RefSeq, a predicted model, not a curated record